This is a messenger RNA of Carcharodon carcharias (great white shark), 8982 nucleotides long. RefSeq names its product zinc finger, NFX1-type containing 1 (gene znfx1). NCBI's taxonomy places the organism in Eukaryota, Metazoa, Chordata, Chondrichthyes, Lamniformes, Lamnidae. Gene Ontology annotation, biological process: regulatory ncRNA-mediated heterochromatin formation. Gene Ontology annotation, molecular function: helicase activity. Gene Ontology annotation, cellular component: nuclear RNA-directed RNA polymerase complex. The transcript is spliced from 15 exons. Bases 489 to 6374 code for a protein of 1961 amino acids. The record is from RefSeq and is a predicted model, not a curated record.
CCCUCUCACCCUUGCCGCCACAGACUCGCCUUUAGUAAGCUGGCCGUCCUGUGACUUCAGCGGAUCAGGUGACUGCCGCUCAUUCCAGCCCUGGUGGUGUCUGGGGUCAGAAACCCGAGUGAGAAACGAAACUGGUGGAGUGGGUGUUGAACGGAGAGGUGGAGGGGGGAUCUUUAUAUAUAUAGAGAGAGAGAGCGCGACUGUGCAGCAGACUGAGCAGGAGAGUCCUUUAAACUAACAUCGCUGGGGCAGGACAGACUGCAAUCGAAGCAAUUGUUUUGCCUGAAGUGACAUUUUGUUUUUUUUAAAUGGACCCGGUUCGCUUCAUUGUUGCCGCCAUCGUUCAGCAGUAUCACGGUGUGAGCCUGAAGUGAAGGGGGAAGCAGGAAGAAAUCAAAGGAUGAUCAGAAACAGGACUACUUUAAUCCUCUGAUGAUCAGAAACAAGGAUUCUUCAAUCUUUUGAUUUAUUAGAGCAAACUGUUUCAAAUGGAUCCUGACCAUUGGCAAAGGGAUAACCACAGGUGGAGGGGCCGAGAAAUUGAGGCGGACAACCCAAACAGAAGAGCAGCUACAGCAGAACAAUCAAGACAAAACCCUAGAAGAGGAGAUGCUUCUUUGGAACGUCUUGAACCACGAGGACGGCGAUAUAAUGGAAGCCAGAGAAAUGCUGCUGGACCAGCAGGCCAGAGAGGUGCACCACAACCUAGGCGAGCACUUUCGACACCCAGACAAGGGGAGAUGCAAGCGACUAGAGAGAUUGGAGGAAGGAACCAAGAGUGGAACUUUAAUCUCAAUCCCAGACAUGUAGAAGGGAGACAAAAUCCUGUAAGAGCUAUUCGAAAUCCAGCUGGAAGAGCUCCUGCUGUUCAGGGCAAUCGCCAAGGCCCCCAACAGGGCAGAAGGGAUCAGCAAAAUGAACGUAGAAAUGAAACAUGGAGAAGGAAUGACUUUCGUGAAGGUGGUCGAGGCAGGCAGGUUGAAAUGCAAGGAAAUCCUCUCUUCCAAAGAAGGAGGCCUCAGGAAGUAACUAAAGAGGAACAUGCAAAGGACAAAGAACAGUUUGUGAGAAAGUUAGGCUACAAAACAAUGGAGGGCCUUUUGGACAAAGAGCCAUCUGAAAUUGUUAUAACUUUAGCCUGUGGCUCUGGCCUAAAGGAAUUAUUAAACCAACAACUAAACCCAAAUUUUAUCCAGUUAAUUUGUAAAGUCUUAUGUAAGGCCUGUAGGUCCAAGACUGACCGUCAGAGCAUUCAGCAUCUCCUGGGCAUUGUAAAGGAUUCUCUCUUUCUGAAGGUUCAAUUGCCUCGAUAUGUGGUUCAGAUGAGUACAGAUCCAGUGCCUGCGCGUAGGCAGCAAUACCCUGAAUAUAUUGAAAGCAUUCUAUUCUUGCUUCAGGAAUUGGUAAGUAUUUUUCCAGCCAGUUCAGUUCAAGAGAUGUCCAUGAUGGUUUUGGUCUUGGAUCCUACGGUGAAUACUCUCCGAGCUGCUGGGGUUUCAAUUGGCGAACAGAUUGAAAAUAGCUUGGAGAAAAUAAAAAAUAUAAUUCAUCACUUACAAGGGAGAAAACGGGAUGGAACACUCAGAACAGAUACACAUAUGUUGAUAGACAAUCAAGAAACUGGUCCUGAGGACAACUAUAGAACAAUGACUAUAUAUCCCACCUACAAUGAGAUGCACUUAGAAGAGAAGCCAUUUCUGCGACCAAAUCUCAUUACUGAAAAGUAUGCAAAUACUGAAGUGUACCUUGAUACCCAUUUCCGUCUUCUGAGAGAAGAUUUUGUGAGACCUUUGAGAGAAGGAAUCUUAGAGUUGCUUCAGAAUUAUGAUGACAAAGGUCUGAGGAGGAGAAGAUUCGAUGACAUUCGAGUAUAUUUCAACACACGCAUUAUAGUUCCACUCUGCACUUCCACUGGUGUAGGCUAUAAAGUCCAGUUUGACACAAGGCCAUUGAAGUUUGUCCGGUGGCAAAAUUCGAAGCGUCUGCUAUAUGGUUCUCUUGUGUGUAUGUCAAAGGAUAACUUUGAAACCUUACUGUUUGCAACUGUGUCAAAUCGGGAUCCUGCAGAGCUCAAAGAGGGCAUUGUUCAUCUGUCUUUUAAUGUGCGAAGUCGACGCCUAUUGGCUGAGGUGGAACCUUCAGAUUGUUUCCUGAUGGUUGAAACAACAGCAUAUUUUGAAGCCUACCGCCAUGUUCUAGAAGGGUUACAGGAGAUCCAAGGAGAAGAUGUUCCUUUUCAAAAGUAUAUUGUAGAAUGUGACACCGAAAUCCAGGUUCCAAGAUACUUGAGUUUCAAUGAUAGCUAUGACCUUGAAGCUCUAAUGAAUGGAAAAUCCGAGCUCCCUGAGGACAGUGCUGGACAAAUCUUUGAAUGUUUGCAAAGGACUUCCAAAGUCAACAUUCUUGAUCCUGCAUCAUGGCCUUCCAAGGAAGAGCUGAACCUAGAUGAGUCACAGAUGAAAGCUCUGCAGAUGGCAUUGACUAAAGAAUUGGCCAUCAUACAAGGACCUCCCGGAACAGGGAAAACCUAUGUCGGGUUAAAAAUUGUGCAAGCACUCUUAAAAAAUGAGUCAGUUUGGCAACGACGUUUAAGGAAGUUUCCAAUUCUGGUGGUGUGCUACACAAACCACGCACUGGACCAGUUUCUUGAAGGAAUCUAUGGAUUUUUGCACACCGGCCUGGUCAGGGUGGGUGGAAGGAGUAACAGUGAACUACUGAAAAGAUUCACCCUGAAGGAACUGAGAAACAGCAGAGAUUUCAGAAGAAAACUUCCCCAACACUUGCGAGGCGCCUAUUUUGAAGUGACCAAUCAGAUGAGGGAAUCAGAGCAGAAGAUUCGUGCAGCAGCACAGCACUUGGAGUGCACAACACAAGGGGUUCUUCAUGAGCAGUAUUUAGAGAAAUACAUCUCUGCAAUGCAUUGGAAUAGCUUGCAGAAUGGACUGGCAUUUGAUGGUUUUGGCUUACUUGGAGGAAGGCACUCAUUAAUCUUGGAGUGGCUCGGUCUUGGUUUCAUGAGUGUGACGGCAAUUCCUGGAGCAGAUCCUCAGAACAUGGAAAAUGCAGAUGACCAACAGGAGGAAAUUGAGGAUGAAGAUGUAGAAGAGGAGUUGAUUCAAAUCUCUGAGGAAGCAGAGCUCAUCCAGCGAGAGAGAAUGAUUGAUGAUGAUGAGCCUAAAAUGAGGACCAAGAAGAAACAAGAUGCCGAUCUCAAUGAACUGGCAAACACAUUGUUAGCAAUGAACCUUAACAAGCAAGGACCUCAGGGAGCACAGGAGGAAGGUGGCUGGCAGGUGCAACGCAGCGAAAGGAAGAAAAUGAAACAGAAAGCACAAGCAGAACUGCGGAAGAGCGGUGCUAUGACUGCAGCAGAGGAGAGAGGAACUUUCAACAUCUGGAUGCUUUCUCUUAAAGAUAGAUGGCGCCUGUACAGGUUGUGGUUGUCCAUGUAUCAAACAGAUGUAAGGCGACGGAUAAUUCAGCAUGAGCAGCUCUACCAAGCGGCAGCUGAUAGGUUGGCAGAGUUGAGGCUGCAAGAAGACCUCUGGGUUCUGAAGGAAGCUAAAGUUGUUGGGAUGACAACCACAGGUGCAGCUAAAUACCGGAAGGUACUUCAGGAGCUGAAACCCCGCAUUGUGGUGGUAGAAGAAGCAGCUGAGGUUCUGGAAGCUCAUUUAAUAACAACGCUCAGCAGUGCUUGCCAACACCUUAUUCUGAUUGGGGACCAUCAGCAGCUGCGGCCCAGUGCUACAGUGUAUGACCUGGCCAGAAACUUCUAUCUGGAAGUGUCUUUGUUUGAACGUCUUGUAAAAGUGAAUGUUCCAUAUAUUCGACUAGAUUAUCAGCAUCGCAUGAGGCCUGAAAUUGCUGCGCUUUUAAGUCCUCACAUCUAUGAACAGUUGGAGAAUCACCCAUCUGUACUGAAUUAUGAAAACAUCAAGGGAGUUUCUUCAAACCUGUUCUUUGUAGAACACAGUUACCCCGAAGAGGAAAUCCAGGAUGGGAAGAGUCAUCAGAACCUGCAUGAAGCCGCCUUUGUUGUAGCAUUGUGUUACUACCUGAUCUGUCAGGAUUACUCACCUUCUCAGAUCACCAUCCUCACCACCUACACAGGACAGCUCUUCACUUUGCGUAAAAUGAUGCCGUCCAAGAAGUUUGCUGGUGUGAAGGUGCACGUGGUUGACAAAUACCAGGGAGAGGAAAACGAUAUUAUUCUGCUUUCACUUGUAAGAAGCAAUAAGAAAGGCAAUGUCGGAUUCUUGCAAAUAGCAAACAGGGUCUGUGUGGCUCUCUCUCGAGCCAAGAAGGGUCUUUACUGCAUAGGAAACAUGAGUAUUCUAGCGAAUGUUCCUCUUUGGAGCAAGAUCAUGCAUACCUUGCAUGAAAAUGCCAAUAUUGGUCCCUCAUUGUUAUUGACCUGUCAGAAUCACCCUAAAACUAUGACCCUUGUGUCUAAAGCAGAAGAUUUCAGUAAAGUGCCCGAGGGAGGCUGUAGCUUGCCAUGUGAGUACAGGCUGGACUGUGGCCACGUUUGUACUAGAGCAUGUCAUCCAUACGAUAUGGAGCAUAAGGAAUUUAAUUGUUUGAAACCGUGUCAGAAAGUACUUUGUGAGGAUGGACAUAGGUGUGCAAAGUCCUGCUAUGAGAAAUGUGGCAAAUGCCAAGUCAAGGUAGAUAAAGUGAUUCCUCAGUGUGGACACUUGCAAAAAGUUCCUUGUUCUAAGAACCCAGAAAAUUUUGUCUGUAAGGAACCAUGUUCAAAAAUCCUGCACUGUGGCCAUAAAUGUGCUGCAACUUGUGGGGAAGAUUGUGCAACGUGCACCAUAAAUGUAUCAAUAACCUUGAAAUGUGAUCAUGUCCAGGAAGUAGACUGUUACAUAAAAGAGGCUGCAAAGAUUGGAAGAUGUGUUCCUUGCAAAGAAAAAUGCAGAAUGCAGCUGGACUGCAGCCACAGCUGUCCUGGAUCUUGCCAUCGUUGCUACGAAGGUCGCUUUCAUGAGAGUUGCCAACAGCCUUGCAGGCGGUUGCUAAUCUGUUCACAUGAGUGCUUGGAACCCUGCACAAACCAGUGCCCUCCAUGCCAGCGGCGCUGUGAAAACUUAUGCAAGCACAGUAAAUGUGCCAGGAAAUGUGGGGAGCUGUGCACUCCUUGUGUGGAGCCUUGUGAAUGGAUUUGUCGGCACUAUAAGUGCCAUAAGCUCUGCUCAGAGCCAUGCGACAGGCCUCCUUGUAAUGAGCCUUGCAGGAAACUCCUGAAAUGUCAACACCCUUGUGUUGGCCUCUGUGGCGAGCCUUGCCCGAAAAUGUGUCGUGUGUGCCACUAUGCUGAACUCACUGAUAUCUUCUUUGGGAAUGAAGAUGAGCCCAAUGCCAGAUUUGUUCAACUAGAAGACUGCUGCCAUAUUUUUGAGGUGACUGGUUUUGACCAGUACAUGAAUCAGGAGCAAGAAGGCAGUGACACAGUUAUAAGGCUGAAAGAUUGCCCGAAGUGCCGAAUGCCCAUCAGGAAGAAUUUUCGCUAUGGGACAAUAAUAAAAAACAGUCUCUGUGAAAUUGAAAAAGUAAAGAAGGUUGUCCAAGGAGAUGCAGAGAAAAAUAACCAACUUAGGAAACAGUUAGAGUCUGAACUGAAGAAGCGCUCCAUUAUAGCUGAACAGCUUCCAAAUCAGGAUAAAAACUUGUCUGCUGCGUUACAGUUGUGUCCCCUGUCACUACAGGGUCUGACAGUUAUUGAAAAUAAAAUUGCAUUUCUCUCCAGACUUGCUGAACUUAAACGUCAAGAGGCAAGAUUAAAUUCGCACAUGAAAGGGAAGUUCAAUACUAAGUUGCUUGAGUGUCUGAAGUGGAUAGAUAAAUCUCGAGGGAGGUUCACAGGACAGGAGCUUAUUGAUCUGCAAAGUGAAAUUCAGAGGCUAACAUUUCUUUUUGACCUUUAUGUCCGGUGCAGCAUGGCAUCAGGCAGAAAGCUAGAUUCUUCAACGGAACACGAUAUUGCGUGUGUGCAGAGAAUCCUUGAGUGCACAAAAAAGUUCACUGAAGACAACGAAAAGUUUGUUAAAGGGAAAAUGGAAAAAUUGAAGUUGGUUCUACCUGAAACUGGUCUUGCUAUAUCUGAAACAGAGAGAGUGAUGAUAGUUAAGGCAAUGGGCCUUCGUCAAGGUCACUGGUUUAAGUGCCCAAAUGGACAUGUCUACGUUAUCACAGAAUGCGGAGGUGCAAUGGAAAAAGCAAAAUGUCCAGAUUGUAAUGCAGCAAUUGGUGGUACAAACCAUGCUUUAGAAAGUAGCAACCAAGUGGCUUCAGAAAUGGAUGGAGCUCAAUUUUCUGCUUGGUCAGAUGUUGCAAACAAUAUGUUGAAUUUUGAAGGACUUUGAAGAUUUUUAUAAGGUUAGUGGGCCGAUAUGCUCAUUGACUCCUAUGCAUUGAAUUAUUGGUGAGGAGAAAUCUUGUACUGUUUACAUUAACAUUUUGGUAGCUUUAGCUGAACACUGAAGAUCAUGUUGUAAUGUCUGGACAUCAGGCUUAAUUUCUGAAGGGCUGCAUCCUUCAUUUUAUCCUAAGCUCAUGCAAGAAGAAAUGAGGAUAGUUGAAUUGUAGCAUGGCACCUUUUGGUUUAAAUUCAUAUAUAAUGCAUCUUAAAACAAUUUUAUAGAGUAAUGGAUGAUCAUUCAUGUAUUAAAAAUGUUUUUAACCCUAAUUCAGGCUCGCAUGUGCUGCAUUUGCGAACCCCAAACCAAACUAGAGAAUGGGCAGACCUCCAUUAUUAGUUGUGCAUCCAUACAAUUCUUCAACAACUUUCACUUGCCUAUAAAAUGGGCCUUCUGUUUUCCUUUGCAAGGUAAUCCUUUGUAGGUUACUGCAAAAGGGCCAGAAGCAUCUUCUGAGUUGAGUUGAGAAAAACCUUGUUUGUAUUUUUGAUUUUACUCCUUACCACCCCUUAUCACAAGUGAAUGCUGUCAUCUCUCUAAAGGUCUUCCCAUUGGUGGUAAAACUGCAGCUAUCAAUUAAAGCCAUGGACACUCUGCAGCCAUUCCAAUAUUCUCCCACCAUACCUUCAGGCAGUCAGCAAGAACUGCUGGGCACAUUGAGGUCCUUCCUCCCAAACAUAGCCUUCACCCUAAGCAGGCUUGGGCUAGGGUAGGGAGAGGAAGUAGGAGACCCCCUUGUCAAGAUUAGCUUGUCCCUGCCUCUCAGUAGGGCCCACUGCAAUGGUUGAGUUAAAUCUGAUCAGACAAGGAGGAGAUGAAGUGGAGCCAGCAGGAAGUAGGCUGGCGGAGGAAGGCUGUGGUCAUGGCCAGGGCUCUCAAAGCCAAAAGGCCAAAUAUUUUUGCCCUAAUUUUUAAAGUAGCUUUCUUAAGGCAAGCUUCAUCCAGAUCUUCUGGCCUCUCCAAUAGAUGGAUAUUCCAACUAAAACAUUGUUUAGCAUGAGCACUAGGCUGCAUAUCAGGGAAUGUCUCCUAGCAUCAGCAAGUCUGCCAUGUUUAACAGCAGAGGCUCCUGGCAGGUAAAGGUGUGAUGCCCAGGACUGCAAAUUGUCAAGGCCUAGCUUUUUUCAACAAGAAGUGCCUCUGGCAAUGGACCUUCUUUAUGAAUUUACUAAUGUAGCAUUUAAAAAAAGAUAUUGGAUAGAGCUGGAGUAUCUAAACCUUGUGGCAUUAUGGGAUAUUUAGGUGCAUUUUCUCACAGGCUACGUAGAGACCCCAAAUUUCCAUAGGCCUUUCGGACACACUCUCGGUUUAAAUUUACUGGGGCUGUGACCGGAGGCCCGGGACACAGCUCAGGAUGCUAAUACAUCAGUUCCAGCCUUCACUUUGAGCUUCCGUGGACCUUUUUUGGGGCAGAACAUCCAACUGUCCCAAACAGGGCCUCGCAUCAAAAUGCUAUGAGCAGGAGGAGGAAAUUUUAUGGUGUGGCAUUUCCUCUACUCUGGUCCUGGUCACCAGGUAGCUGGUAAUGCUAGGAGGAAGUAGACACACCGGCCUCACCUGGAGUAUAUGUCUGUCUCACCUGGACCUGAAAAAUAAGGACUGGCGUUACAGGAUCUUGAUUGGUACAUUGUAUGGACCCAUUAUUAAUAUUUCCUGUGGCCUUACAAGAUAUUGAUAAGCAAUGCUGCUUGCUCCCACACACUGCAUGCCGAUUGUAUGCCCAUUGUGGUACAGGUAUUUGCCAGUACCAUGUAAAUCAAGAAACCUUAUUCUGACCCAAGGCCUCAUUCGCUGAGAUUCCCAAGAGAAAUAACCCAUUAUUUUCAGGCAAAUAAAGUUUAAAUGAAUAGUCCUACUAAAUUGAAAAUAUCUUGAGCAGCAAAUAUUUAUGGGGUCUUGAAGUUAUUACUUAAGAUCUGUCUAUCCUAUAAGGCAGUUAUACUAAGAACAGUUGUAUCCAAAUCUUCAGAUACAUAGAAUGCAUACAGGGCAGCCAGUGAAUAAGAACAAUGAGCACAAAUAGAACUAAGAUGCUUGAACUGCCGUGGACUAGAUGCCCAUCACGGUUUGGAUUCACCCAGAGAAUUGAGUUCCCUGUAAAAGAGUGGCUGUCGUUUUCGGACUGAGUAAUCCACUUGGACAGCAGCUGGGUUGUAAUGAUAAAUGGUGCAGAUUAGAUACCAGAAAGGCAAAAGUAUAGGAAAACAAUUGUCUUCUGUCAAUGAUCUUGUUUCUAGAAACAAAGGGGGAUUUGGUUCCCUGCAUCUAUUAUAUUGUGGUGGUGUAAAUGAUUUACAAUUCUUUUGUGGUUUUAAUAGAAACAGUUAUUGAAAUUUGGCAGUUUUAGUUUUGCCACAGAUGAUUUUGUUAGAAAUCCAAAAUCUGUAUGUUCUGGUGCAUUAAUCCAUGAAUUACAGAGCCCUGUCUGUCAUAUACAUUCAGUGCAUUUUAAUAGAUUAUAUGUUCUUAAAAAUAUAUAAAUGAGAAAAUGUAACCAAUUAACAAUGAAAAUGUAUUUAAUAAAACUCUCUAAAUAAACUAACAAAAUGCUGAA